AUGACGGAUCAACACCACGCGCCGAGCGGCAGCCUAAAUGGCAUCGACACUAAAUCUUUCGGUUUCAUCGGGCUCGGGAUUAUGGGAUGGGGCAUGGCCAAAAAUCUGAGGGCCAAGAUACCGACCGACUCGGUGGUCAAUGUUUGCGAGAUUAACAAACCUCGACUGGAUGAGUUCGUAUCCUCAACGCCCGGCAAGAUCCAGGUCUGCAACAGUCCGCUCGAAGUUGUUCAGAGCAGUGAUGUGAUCAUUACCAUGCUGCCUCUUGGAGAGCACGUUCUUCAAGUCUUUACAAACCCAAAGAAUGGUCUUCUCUCGACGGCUUCUUCUGGGACCAAGACCUUCAUCGAUUGCUCUACCAUUGACGUCAAAACUUCACAGGAAGUGGCCGCCGCGGUGGCAAAGUUUGGCCAUGGAGUAUUUGCCGACGCUCCUGUAUCGGGAGGACAAGGCGGCGCCAACGGAGGCACCCUCACCUUCAUGGUGGGCAGUACCCCAGAGGUCUUUGACACAAUCAAGCCCAUUCUCGAGAAGAUGGGCAAGCCGGAAAACAUCUUCCACUGUGGUGGCUCCGGUGCUGGACUGGCUACGAAGCUCAUCAACAACUACCUCUCCGCCAUCAAUAUGAUUGGAGUCUGCGAGGGUAUGAACAUGGGUCGACUGUACGGACUGGACCCUGUUCUCCUUGCGGGAGUCAUCAACAGCUCCACGGGAAUGUCGCGGAACAGCCGGGAACAGAACCCAGUGAAGGGUGUUUCGUCUGCAGCAUCUUCGGCCACCGACUUUGAGGGUGGCUUCUCUACCGAGCUCUGCCACGGUGUUCUGCAGAUGUCGAUGGAGCUCAGCGAGCAGCUUGGUGCUAAGAGUAUGUUGGCUCCAGUUGUCAGGAGCAUGUACGAUUGUGCUGUUCAAAACGGCAAGUGCCGUGGAAAGGACUUUAGGAGUAUUUACCGGCUCUUUUCAGAGGAUGAAGGACAGGAGUUGCCGGUGCCGAGUUCGACUCGGUUUAAUGGGAAAAAGGAGUGA
Molecule: messenger RNA, 1026 nt
Organism: Fusarium keratoplasticum
Lineage: Eukaryota; Fungi; Ascomycota; Sordariomycetes; Hypocreales; Nectriaceae
Exons: 2
Coding region: 1-1026 (341 amino acids)
Biological process (GO): L-valine catabolic process
Cellular component (GO): mitochondrion
Molecular function (GO): NADP binding; NAD binding; 3-hydroxyisobutyrate dehydrogenase activity
Source: RefSeq, a predicted model, not a curated record